Messenger RNA from Fonsecaea pedrosoi CBS 271.37, 423 nucleotides. RefSeq lists its product as uncharacterized. Gene Ontology annotation, cellular component: U6 snRNP; P-body; spliceosomal tri-snRNP complex. Bases 1 to 423 code for a protein of 140 amino acids. Gene Ontology annotation, molecular function: U6 snRNA binding. The transcript has 2 exons. Gene Ontology annotation, biological process: nuclear-transcribed mRNA catabolic process; P-body assembly; mRNA splicing, via spliceosome. The record is from RefSeq and is a predicted model, not a curated record. NCBI's taxonomy places the organism in Eukaryota, Fungi, Ascomycota, Eurotiomycetes, Chaetothyriales, Herpotrichiellaceae.
AUGCUGCCCCUCGGACUCCUGACGGCAGCACAAGGCCACCCCAUGCUAGUGGAACUGAAGAACGGCGAAACUCUCAAUGGCCAUCUAGUAAACUGCGACACGUGGAUGAACCUGACGCUCAAGGAAGUCGUGCAGACGAGUCCGGAAGGAGACAGAUUCUGGAGACUCCCAGAAUGUUAUGUGAGGGGAAAUAAUAUCAAAUAUCUCCGAGUUCCAGAAGAAGUCAUCGAAUUCGCGAGAGAACAACAGCAGCAACAACAGCAACAACAUCAGCAGGGUGGUGGACAGCGUGGUAGUCGGGGUGGGCAAGCUGGUCACGGUACCGGUGGAAGGGGAGGAGGUGAUCGUGGACGAGGGGGCGGUGGACAGGGAAGGGGUGGCGGAAGAGGGCACGGUCGUGGGAGAGGAAGAGGACAGGGUUGA